AUUCGUGCUCCUCCCUGAUCCACUAGAGGUAUGAUGAUGAUGAUAUAGCCCUACUUUGGUACACGGCAUACACGCGUCUCUACGCCCUCCUCCCCUACGCCCUCCUCCUCCUCCUCCUCCUUCUCCCAUAUACGCGCAUGGUGAGCGAGCGAGCGCGACCGGAUCGCCGAGCGUAGCGGUAGCAGCAGUAGAGGAAGAGACGGGACGAGGUCAGAAACCCAAACGUCGGCGAGGCAGUUCGUCGAUUAAGCUGCUCCUGAAACCGCAGCCAUCAAUAGUUCUGGAGAUCCUGAUCUCAGGGACGGCCCUGGCAUCGACUGCAGGUCCCUCCUACAUUUCCGGACGAACACCUGAUCGAUCGAGUAUUAUUGUGAGUUCCUGCAUACCACAAUCAUAUACUAUAAUUCCAGGACCGCACGGCAUAGCACCCGUUCAAUUGCCUUUCAUUGUUAGUAGGGGACUCGCUGGACAUAUUCCUCCGGCAUCCCUCCUUCGACUGCGAUAUUCCUACGCCCCGCCGGCUCCAUCGCAUGUGGCCUCCAUCGCGCCUCCUAGAUCCAUCCCUGAGCCGCGGCUCCCGGCAGUGACACUUGCCCUUUAGUAGCAGCAAUGCAGAGACCACCUUUGUCGCCGCUUUCGAUGAGCAGCAACGACUCGUCCUUUGUGGGACAGUACGGCAGCAUCGGCGGCACCGCCAUGGGCACUCCCAACGACGUGCCCUACGGCUCGGGGGGCCCCUAUGGCGCCGUCGAACACAUCCAGUCGUCGCCCCAUUCGUCGCAACACCAAAGCAGCUCCACGGACAUGUCGAGACCGUCGGCGAGUGGAUCGAGCGUCCGACCGCCCUCAUCCGCCAGCUCCAUCGGUCUGUCCAGCCAUGGCCGCAUGGGCCUUCCACGACCCCCGAAUCGAGAGAGCACUCGAAGUCAGAUUGCGCCUCAGAGUGAGGAUGCGCUGUCGCGGCAUUAUGGAGCACUCAAGGCAUACUUGAUGGAGAGUGUGCAGGACGAAAAGGGCAUUAUCACCCCGAAAAGAGCGCGGGACAAGCUAUUGCGACUGAGCGUUACACAGUUCAUGGAGCUCAGCACUGAUGUGUACGACGAGCUGAUCCGGCGCGAAGACGAGAGGACACAGCGAGUGGAUAAUGUCCCGCGGUUCCUGUUGCCGAAGCAGAAUUUCCAUCCCAAGCGAAACCAGGCGCGGCAGAAGCUGAGUACACUGCCCACCGACCGCUUCCGGCAAUUGGCAACGGACGUGUUCUACGAGUUGGAACGGCGGAUACCACGCUUUGCAGGCUCACGACCCGUCAGUGGCGCGAGCAACGUGAGCACUCGGAGUCGCGCGCCGACAGUGUCUGGUAUGCGCAUCAAUGCGCCUGGCUAUGGCGGACCUCCCCCUCCGGGCAUGAUGGGGAGAGGCGGACCCCCUACUCCCCGGCUGCCCCCCAACGGCGCCCCUUAUGGCCCCAAUGGCGACAUGUCUCCCGCUCCCCGGCGACCGAGCGAAGCUGCAUCUCUGGGACGACCGUUACCGAAGCAAUUCGCGAGCAACACCAUUGUGCCGAACAAAAGCACCAUGGUGGAAGACGAUGACAUGGAAGACGACGAGGAUGCUUUCGGUCUCGACCAUGUGUCUCGCGGCAUGAGCGAUGGCUCGGGCCAUGCGACCAGUGCGGAAGACAGAGAACGUAUCAAGGCUCAAGCAGAGGAGAUUGCGGAGCUAAAAGAGAAGUUGGAAGCGCUGGAAAGCAAUUUGAGUGCCAAAGAGGAGGAGCUCUCCAAGACUGCCGGGUGGGAGACGGAGCGAAGUGAAUGGGCUGCUACGCGAGAGCAGCUCGAACAGAAGCAUCUCGAGGCGCAGACGUUGCAUAAUGCACUCGAACAAGAACUUUCCGAACUGAAAUCGAAAUCGAGAGACCACGACGAGCUGAAGGACCAGCACGACCGGCAUAUGCAAGACUUUCAAGAGCAGCUCGAUGAUCUGCAGGAACAGCUUGCCACGAAACAUGAAGAGAAUGGGAAGCUUCAGCUACAACUACAAGAGAGUGCUCAGGACACAGCAGCGCUACAAGAGUUACACGUUGAGCUCGAUGCGCUACGGCAGCAGGUGGAAAGCAGCAAGACCCCAGUUCCCUCGGCCGAUCACGAGCGGCAGCUGAGCGACAUGCAAGAAGAACUGCGAACACAGCAAAAGCUCAACCAGGAGGUUCAGGAACAGGCGAUGGUAUAUCUACGAGAGAUGCGGGAGCUCAGCAGGCAAAACGACGAAGCUAUUGAGCGGGAAGAGAAGAUGGCCGCACAAAUCACGCAGCUCCAGAAAGACAACGAGAGCUGGCGACAACGUUACGCCAAGGUGAAGGCACAGAACAAGCAUCUUCGUGCUUCCACCAUGGGCUUGGGGCUCCAUGCGGGACUCGAUACGGGCAGUCUGGUGCGACAGGAGGGCUUGAUCUCCCAAGGAGGACUGGUACGGGACACGGAUGUCGCCCGCUUCCAGCUUGCUGUGGACGAGUUGGUCAAGGUCGCGCGUCAAAACAGUACCGAUGACAUGAUUGAGAGCGUCAAAGCCGUGGCUGUUAGUGUGCAGUCGAUCAUGUCGGCGGUUCGUGAUGAAGGCUACCCAUCCCCUGCCCCUUCACCGCACUCUCCCGGAUCCACACCACAGACACCCAGUGUCGGCAGACUGAAGGCCAGAGUCACUGGCACUGCCAACAGCCUCAUCACUGCCACGAAGCAGCAUGCUGCCUCGCACGGCUUGUCGCCUGUUGCGCUUCUGGAUGCCGCAGCCAGCAAUCUCACCGCGGCAGUGGUGGAGCUCAUCAAAUCAGUUCGUAUCCGGCCAUCAUCAAAGGACGAGCUCCAGGACCUCGAAGCAGUCAACGAGCUGGGAUCAUUCUAUGACGAUGGCCAAUCACCCAUUGACGGGGCCUCGCUCACGAUUCCCGUUCCCCAAUUCGGUCCUCGCGAAGACUCGGCACCACCACCACCUGCGCCACCAAUGACUACUGGUGACAGUCCCCCUGGCAGUACCAAAAAGCCCAGUGCGGGCUGGUUUGGCUGGGCGGGCAAAUGGGGUGAUGGCAGCACGGAAGACCAUCCCCAAGUCGACAGUAAGACUUCUUCCGCCAACGGCGCACCGCAUCCGGCCACGAUGAAUGGUGGGCAUGCGCAAAAGGCAUCUAUUGCCAGUAGUUCUAGUGACUAUGAUCCAUACCGAUAGUCUCGGUACCCGAGUCGCUGUGGCAAUUCGACUGCAAGACGAAAAGAGAGAGAUAAGGCUGGAUGAGAAUGAUGUGCAUGUUCUUGAAGCGUAAUGUGUGACAUCGCCUUGCAUGGGUGCAAUGUGUUUUUAAUGUCUGUUAUUGGCGUUAUUGAAUGGGCGCCAGUGGGACUGGGAAAGAGAAUGGGCAUAUUGGGACUUGUCCAAGCUCACAGGCUGGCAAGAAAGGGGGGGGGGGGAUCAAUCACAUAACGCGACGACGGCAAAACUCUUUUUGUAAUGCUUUGGCGGAGAGGGGAGGAAUCUUUUUGGUAAUGAUUACCCACCUACCACAGACGAAAAAAGGGACCACAAGUUUUUGAGACAGUGUGCUGCUACUCACGAGUAGGCCAGGGGUCUCCUUUUUUUUUAUUUUUCUGGGGAAAUGCAAGUCUAUGGCUUCGUUGAUGGGUGGUAGGGUGGUAGGAUCUACCUGCCUCUACCCUCUCUUCCCCCUUUGUUUCUUGUUUUUGUUUGUCUUUGGAUACAGACCACUCGGCACUGGGAUUCAGAAGACCACCAGCGCAGCAGGGGAGAAUGGCAGAUGAAUAUUUGAAAUGUG
Messenger RNA from Sphaerulina musiva SO2202, 3820 nucleotides. RefSeq lists its product as uncharacterized. Gene Ontology annotation, molecular function: MAP kinase scaffold activity. Gene Ontology annotation, cellular component: cell cortex of growing cell tip; actomyosin contractile ring. NCBI's taxonomy places the organism in Eukaryota, Fungi, Ascomycota, Dothideomycetes, Mycosphaerellales, Mycosphaerellaceae. The transcript has a single exon. Bases 610 to 3219 code for a protein of 869 amino acids. The record is from RefSeq and is a predicted model, not a curated record.